AUGGAGGUCGCGCUGCCCAAGGACCUGGCGCAGGACGUGGGCGUGGCCAAGAGGAGGCACGCGGAGCUGUGCCGGCAGAAAGGGCUCUUCAAUGCCAGGAGCAGGCUCAUCGGGGGAGACUCAGAGGCCUGGGAUGUCCAGCUUCGUGACCAGAAGAUAAAAGAAGCGACAGAAAAAGCUCGGCAGGAAACCUUCGCUGCUGAAAUGAGGCAAAAUGAUAAAAUCAUGUGUAUACUGGAAAACCGGGAGAGGAGAGAUAGGAGGAAUCUCUGUCGAGCUAUCAACAACUUCCAGCAGAGUUCUCAGCUGCCAGAAUCACGCCGUGAAUUUGACCUGUCUGACCCACUGGCCUUGAGGAAGGAUCUCCCAGCCCGGCUGUCAGACAAUGAUGCGCGCAAUUCAAUAUCAGGGAUGCAGAAGUUCCUGGGCGAGGAUCUCAACUACCACACACGGAAGAAACUCCAAGAAGAACAAAACCGAGAGUGGUCCUUGCAACAACAGAGGGAGUGGAAGAAUGCUCGUGCUGACCACAAUUCUGCAGAGGCCCGGCACACGCACACUCGCCUGCAGCUGGACAACACAGCUCAGCACCUGCAGAUGCUGGAGGGCGGCACCAGGAAGGCGUUGUGCGCAAUGGUGAAGGAGUUCAACAGGAACCAGGCUCUGGAAUCAGCAGCCAGGAGAAAGCGCGAGAAACAACAAGAACAAGAGGACAAUCUGGCUGAGAUCACCAACCUGCUGCGCGGGGAUCUGCUCUCGGAGAACCCUCGGCAGGCGGCCAGCUCCUUCGGACCCCACCGCGUGGUCCCUGACCGCUGGAAGGGCAUGACCCAGGAGCAGUUGGCGCAGAUCCGCCUGGCCCAGAAGCAGCAAAUCCAGGAGAAGCUGAGGCUCCAGGAAGAGGAGCGGCAGCGGAACAUGGACUGGGACCGGCAGCGCGUGCAGAAGGCUCGGGCCACCCUGCUGCAGGAGAGGCAACAGCGGAGGCAGCUCCGCGAGCUCCAUAGGGCGCUGGACAGCAGCAACCGCGGCUUGGCCGGCGAGCAGCAGCUGCAGAAAAAGGAGAUGAACGAAGUCUUUACAAAUUACCCCACCGGGAACUAUUUCUCACAAUUCAACACCAGGAGUCGGUAA
Messenger RNA from Echinops telfairi (small Madagascar hedgehog), 1134 nucleotides. RefSeq names its product RIB43A domain with coiled-coils 2 (gene RIBC2). The transcript has 7 exons. Lineage: Eukaryota; Metazoa; Chordata; Mammalia; Afrosoricida; Tenrecidae. The record is from RefSeq and is a predicted model, not a curated record. Bases 1 to 1134 code for a protein of 377 amino acids.